CUGGGAACUCUUUCUCUUUCUCUCCCUAUAUUUUGCUUUAGAAACCAACUUCUGCGACCAUCAUAAAAGCCUUGAUUGAUAGAACCCACCUCCCUCUCUCCCCCUCUCUCUCUCUCAAACUCCUUUAUUUGGUGAUCCUUUCUCUACAAUAAGCUUGUUUUUUUGUUAUACCCUUUUAGACUUAUAAAACUAUGAAGACGCCAUGAAGAGAAAGAAAGAGAAGGUAGUAGACAUAGAACUUCGUUAAGUAAUAAUAAGACAGUACGCAGUCUCAAAUGGGUGGGGAAGAAGGUGGUAGCUGGGGAACAGCCACAGACACAGUGUCACCACCAAUGGUGUCUCCUUUGAAUUUACAAAGAGAAGAGCACUGGAGACAUUUUGAUAACUCUGUGAAUGCUGUUUCUUUUGGGUUCGUAGCUACUGCUAUUUUAAUUUCAAUGUUCCUUGUUAUGGCCAUUUUUGAGAGAUUUCUCAGGCCAAGAUCCUCCACCACCUCUGCUGCUAGCACUAGGACUCCCACGGAUCUCGAAGCUAAUGUGGUUUUCCAUUCCAAGCUCGACUACCCAUCUCCAAAAAUGACGGUGUAUGCGAAAGGAGUAUCCGUGUUGAUGCCAGGAGAGGAUGUUCCAAGCUUCAUUGCACACCCAGCUCCUGCACCUUGCUCUCCUGAACCCACCAUAAAUCAAUUUGAUCAACGUCAUGACAGAAGAAUAAGACAAACUAACUAGACCAACAGUUUCUUCUUUUUUUUUUUUUCUUCUCCAUCCUUCUGUCUCCAAGAAAAACUCCAUCAAUCCUCUGUCCUAUAAGCACCAUUGCUGGUGAAUAUGAUACAUUCUGAUUCAACCCGAGUUGCCCAUAGCUUAUCUCAAGCACGUAUAUAUAUAUAUCAAAGAAGCUGAAGUUGUCUUGUCAAUGUCAUGUUGUAAUUGAUUUGGAUUACACUUUACAUUGAUAUCAAAUGCAUACUCUCUUGUUUGUUGCCUCU
Molecule: messenger RNA, 988 nt
Organism: Manihot esculenta (cassava)
Lineage: Eukaryota; Viridiplantae; Streptophyta; Magnoliopsida; Malpighiales; Euphorbiaceae
Exons: 2
Coding region: 276-728 (150 amino acids)
Source: RefSeq, a predicted model, not a curated record